AAUGUUGGUAGUUCUGAUCGCGCGUAUUCGUAAAUAUUGCUGUGCACAUAUCAUUAAGUCAGCAAUAGUCAUUUGGAAGCAAAGCAGGUUACGUUUGAGAACUAUGGUCUGGAGACAAUGUGGAAUCUGAGCAAGUGCCCAUGUGUUAUGCAAUUGGAGAGAGCUGAGCCAAUUGCCUCCUUGAUGGUUUAGUGUAUUCCGAUUUGAAUGUCAGAGAAGGUAUCGAGCAGUGUGCACAUCAUCCAUCCAUCCACCAAUACUGUUAUGUCUGGAGUCAACGAUUUGAGUGGAAAUAUGUCUGUGAAAAGUGUAGCAAUGAAAAUGGGUUACGAUAUCAAAUGGAUAGUGCCCACACUGAGACAGCCGACCAGACUGUGGCACUUUGCCAGCUCGAUAACUGUCUCCAUGGUCGGACUCUUUAGUAAAAUUAUCAUAAAAUUCUUCAACAAUGCAAAAGUGCACAACCGGCAUGUUAUUUUGAAAGCUCUGAACGAGAGACCCAAGAAUGUGCCACUCAUUACAGUCUCGAAUCAUCACUCUUGCUUCGAUGAUCCAGGAAUCUGGGGUACGUUGAAUUGGAGCAACCUGCUGAGGCCGAGCAAGAUGCGAUGGUCAUUGGCGGCACACGACAUCUGCUUCACGCAAUCCAUGCACGCCACGUUCUUCACCUGGGGAAAAUGCGUUCCGGUGAUCAGAGGCGACGGUGUCUUCCAGCCGGCGAUCGACUUCUGCAUAGAGCAGCUGGGAAAAGGCGACUGGAUCCACGUCUUCCCGGAAGGUAAAGUGAACAUGACUAAGGAGAACAUCCGGUUGAAAUGGGGCAUCGGUCGUAUGAUUUUCGAGUCACCGGUCACUCCAAUCAUUGUUCCGAUCUGGCAUAUAGGAAUGGACGAUAUGUUGCCGAACACGCCUCCGUAUUAUCUGAGGAUAGGCAAGCAAAUUACCUUCAAUUACGGCAAACCUCUGGAUCUGAGUCCGGUCGUGAAGAAGCUGCGCGCUCGAAACGCUACGGACGUAGAGGCGCGCAAAGAGAUCACGGACAUCAUUCAGCUGGAGCUGCUUAAACUCAAAGAGGAGACAGAAGUUACGGAUGACGAAGAGGCCGAUGUGAGCGAGCGAUGAGAUUAACAUUUUACUGUUGAUUUCUGCGUAGAAAUCGAUGGG
This is a messenger RNA of Nicrophorus vespilloides, 1164 nucleotides long. RefSeq names its product tafazzin homolog (gene Taz). Gene Ontology annotation, biological process: cardiolipin acyl-chain remodeling; inner mitochondrial membrane organization. Gene Ontology annotation, cellular component: mitochondrial membrane. Bases 208 to 1122 code for a protein of 304 amino acids. The transcript is spliced from 5 exons. NCBI's taxonomy places the organism in Eukaryota, Metazoa, Arthropoda, Insecta, Coleoptera, Silphidae. Gene Ontology annotation, molecular function: 1-acylglycerophosphocholine O-acyltransferase activity. The record is from RefSeq and is a predicted model, not a curated record.